Messenger RNA from Myiozetetes cayanensis, 11562 nucleotides. It is a transcript of the gene MID1, whose product is annotated as midline 1. The coding region runs from base 191 to 2278 and encodes 695 amino acids. The record is from RefSeq and is a predicted model, not a curated record. The transcript has 11 exons. Lineage: Eukaryota; Metazoa; Chordata; Aves; Passeriformes; Tyrannidae. Gene Ontology annotation, molecular function: zinc ion binding; protein binding.
CACAGGAUUGCUGGGAAGGUGGUGUCUCCUAGCUGCCUGUCCCAGCUGGACUGCUGGUGAUUUCUGAGAGGGUCAGCGUGGUCCUUGUCUCCGCAACAAUGUGUCACCCAGAAGAUACAGGGCGGGAUCCAAUGAUAGCUGAUCAGCUUCCCUGGAUUUCGCUGACGCCACAGGAAAGCUUUGCCUGAAGAUGGAAACACUGGAGUCAGAACUGACCUGCCCUAUCUGUCUGGAGCUGUUUGAAGACCCGCUGCUGCUGCCUUGCGCUCACAGCCUCUGCUUCAACUGCGCACACCGCAUCCUGGUCUCCCACUGCGCCACCAACGAGCCGGUGGAGUCUAUCACCGCCUUCCAGUGCCCGACCUGCCGCUAUGUCAUCACCCUCAGCCAGCGCGGUCUAGACGGGCUCAAGCGCAACGUCACCCUGCAGAACAUCAUCGACAGGUUUCAGAAAGCCUCGGUCAGCGGGCCCAAUUCCCCCAGCGAGACCCGCCGGGAGCGGGCAUUUGAUAACAACAGCAUGUCGUCCUGCGAGAAGGUCCUCUGCCAGUUCUGUGACCAAGACCCUGCCCAGGAGGCAGUGAAAACCUGCGUUACCUGCGAGGUGUCCUACUGUGAGGAGUGCCUGAAAGCCACUCACCCCAAUAAGAAGCCGUUCACUGGCCACCGCCUCAUCGAGCCCAUCCCGGACUCCCACAUCAGGGGAUUAAUGUGCUUGGAGCAUGAGGAUGAGAAAGUUAAUAUGUACUGCGUGACUGAUGACCAGUUAAUUUGUGCCUUGUGUAAACUGGUCGGGCGACACCGUGACCAUCAGGUGGCAGCUUUAAGUGACCGUUUUGACAAGCUAAAGGAACUAACCCCACCCUGGAGUCCAGAACUUGCUGAGAAUUCAGAAGCUGUGGCAGUAUCUCUCUGUAGUGACAUGAUAGGCCAGCAAAAUUUGGAGAGUAACCUCACCAACCUUAUUAAGAGGAAUACUGAACUGGAAACUCUUCUGGCAAAACUCAUUCAGACCUGUCAGCAUGUAGAAGUAAAUGCAUCCCGCCAAGAAACCAAGCUGAUGGAAGAAUGUGACCAGCUCAUUGAAAUUAUCCAGCAAAGACGGCAAAUAAUUGGAACCAAAAUCAAAGAAGGAAAGGUGGUGAGGUUGAGAAAACUGGCUCAGCAGAUUGCGAACUGCAAACAGUGCAUUGAGCGCUCGACAUCCCUCAUCUCUCAGGCUGAGCAGUCGCUGAAGGAGAAUGAUCACGCUCGCUUCCUGCAGACAGCUAAAAAUAUCACUGAAAGGGUUUCCAUGGCAACUGCAUCCUCCCAGGUUCUAAUUCCUGAAAUUAAUCUCAAUGAUACUUUUGAUACGUUCGCACUUGAUUUUACCAGGGAGAAGAAAUUGCUGGAAUGCCUUGAUUAUCUUACAGCUCCCAACCCACCCACCAUUCGAGAAGAGCUCUGUACAGCUUCUUAUGACACCAUUACUGUCCACUGGACAUCGGAUGAUGAGUUCAGCGUGGUCUCUUACGAGCUGCAGUACACCAUCUUCACUGGACAAGCUAAUGUUGUUAGUUUAUGCAACUCAGCCGACAGCUGGAUGAUUGUUCCUAAUAUCAAACAAAACCACUACACGGUGCACGGGUUACAGAGUGGCACUAAGUAUAUCUUCAUUGUUAAGGCCAUUAAUCAGGCGGGCAGCAGGAGCAGCGAGCCUGGCAAGCUCAAGACAAACAGUCAACCAUUUAAACUGGACCCCAAAUCUGCUCAUAGAAAAUUGAAAGUGUCUCAUGAUAACUUGACAGUGGAACGUGAUGAAACAUCCUCCAAAAAGAGUCACACACCAGAGCGAUUCACGAGCCAAGGGAGCUAUGGAGUAGCUGGCAAUGUGUUCAUUGACAGCGGGCGGCAUUACUGGGAAGUGGUUAUAAGCGGGAGUACGUGGUAUGCUAUUGGCAUUUCCUACAAGUCAGCCCCGAAGCACGAGUGGAUUGGAAAGAAUUCUGCCUCCUGGGUGCUUUGCCGCUGCAAUAACACAUGGGUGGUGCGGCACAACAGCAAAGAAAUCCCCAUCGAGCCUGCCCCUCACCUCCGGCGGGUCGGAAUUUUGCUGGACUAUGACAACGGUUCCCUUGCUUUUUACGAUGCUUUGAACUCCCUACACCUUUACACUUUUGACAUUACUUUUGGGCAGCCAGUGUGCCCCACGUUCACAGUGUGGAACAAGUGUUUGACCAUUAUAACUGGCCUGCCUAUCCCUGACCACCUGGACUCCUCCGAGCAGCUCGCGUGACUGCUAAAAGCCAAAAGGUAGGACGACACAUCUUCCCAGGGUGGCCAGGCAGCUGCCUGCAGGAGCUUGCCCGGAGCUGGUGGACCUAUGUGGCAUCCUGGCCAACGCUGCCAAAUUUGGCCAAAACUGAAAAGGAGAGAUUAUCUCUUUCUGUGUACUUUGUAAGGAAGAACAAGAAGUGGCUUUAAAAAUAUCUUAGAACUUUCUUUUGCAGCUGGUUUUGUUUGGUUGGUUUUGUAUUUAGUCUCUUACAGGAAGAUUUAUAAAUUAUUUAUAAAAAUUUUAAAAAAAAGUUAAAAAAAGAAAAAAAGGAAGUGAAAGCCUGGUUUGGACACCUGGAAAAUUACUUUUUUUUUUCCCCCGCACAUAUUGGUGGCCCUAUUAAUUAAAGUUUCAUCAGUCUUUUGAAUAAUUUUAUUUUACAGUGGAUAAAAGCAGGAAAUUUCAAGGAUGAAAACUGCGCAGUGGACAAGUCAGUAUCCUGCAGGUUUUACUCGUACCAACAUUAGUGGUCUCAUUGCCAGCCUUGUUGAGUGUGAGAUCUCCCAAUUUCUACUUCACACAUGGGAGUGUGCAGACCAAAAGAACAGAAAUUAAAAAGAGAGCCAGCCACCACAGCAAAAGAAUAAAGUCUAAUUUACUUCUGUUCACAGGGCAGUGCUCUCUCAGUUCAUAAAAAACAUGUGGAAUAUCUCCUAGAAAUGUGAGUGGAUAAAUCAUCUGGUGAUUUAUUUUAUUGAUGGCAACAUUCCCAUCUGCCAGUGCUUUGCUUUCGUCUGUGGGAAACAUUAUAGAGUCACUGAGGAUGUGGAAGACUGAUACCAUCUCUGAGAAUCAGCAACACUGGAGGAGUGCAGCUAAUCCAAGGUCUGACUGUAGACUAAUUUGAUAAAGCACAGCAUCGUUUAAGGAUUGAUUGUAAUAGAAGAUGUCAUGGUUCUGAUGGUAGACAUGUGAAUGCUUAUUGCUGAUUUUACAAGGUUCAACACAGCAAGCCUAGCCAACAACUUGGAAGUGAGACUUGCACCACUUUACCAUUGAUUUUAAAUUAAAUACAAAUGUUUCGCUGUCAUACACUGUAUAGUGUCUAUAACAAAGCAAGGAAGUCUGUUUUACAUGUGCUGUAUGGAGAAACACUGCAGCUGGAGUUUGCUCAUAGUUAUUGUCCUGUGUUGUUUGGGAAAGCACAGUUCUCUUUGUGAAUGAGCAGUAAGGAGCAAGCUUUCAGCAGCAGUAGAAAUCUGCAUGGGCAGACCCUACGUUCAUCCUAGUGUUGGUAGAUGAGCUUCAGUGAAGGCAACAGAGGUUGUAUGUACUUUAUCUCAAAGCUGAAUCAGGUGCAUUUUUUGCUGUUUCCCUUCUAAAGAAUAGAAAACCUUUGUAAUUACUGCAAUGCUUAUAAAUUAUCAUUUUGGGAGAUGCUUGAGGCAUGUGACAAUUUUAAAAGAGUGGUUUUCCUAUAAUGUUUUGUUGUUACUAUGCAAGUGGUGAAAAUCUACCUGUGUAGAGAAAGGAUAAAUUGAAUAUCAGCUUUAAGAAAAGAUUUGCUCAGUAAUUUAUAAUCAUGCUUUUGGUGUCUUUUGGAAAAGAUGCCUUAAUGCACUUUGUUCACUAAUGGCUCCAAAAAAUAAAAUGGUCCCAAGCUCAGCUUCAGAUAUUUAAAAUACUGAUUCUCCCAGUAAAAGACUGUAUUACAGUUUGCCUUCUGAUGAUAUAAAAAAUUUAUGAGCAGGAUGAGGAAUAUGUACAUGCCUAUCUGGUUUUUUUCCUCUUUUUUAGUAGAAAAUAAAUGCCUGUCCAUGUUCCUUUGAUUUCCCUUUAUGUGUCAUGUUAACUGCUGAAUUAAAUAGAGAAAAACCUGGUGGUACAUUGCUGGUACCAUGGCUUUCAGCUGGGCAGCAUCCCAUUUUUCACAGGUAGGAGCCACUGAUCUUUCCAGAGUAGGCAUAAAUAAGAAAAAAUGUGUACAUAUAGUGAACUGUAGCAUUUAUCAUACUGUCUUUAAUAAUCAAGAAAUGUGUAUCCUCAAAAUUGAAAAAGUAAAUAAGUCCCCAAACAUUACAUUUUUAAUUGGAUACAAUCUUACUGAUACAAUAUGAUAUACACUGCCCAGAGUAUCUGACCUGGGCUGUUUGGGAGGUAGCUGAGAUGGCAUGAAAAUUUUUAUAAAAUGAGUUGACAGGAGAUGACUGAUGCAAAGCAGUGAUAAAAAGAUGCAUGAAGAAAGGAGUUUUAAUCUAGGCUUAUUGCCAAAUUUCUGCCUAAAAGGAAAAGGCAUAUUAGCAAAUUACACGUAGCAAGAGUAUGUAUCUUUUUUUUUUGCCACAAAUAUUAAAUCUAGAAGCUGAUUUCAGAGGUGCAUAAACUGAAAACACUCUUCAGUGUUUAGCUAUACAAUGUUCACAGAGACUGAACUGGAUGGAAGCAAUACCAUGAAUUUGAAAAGGUCCCAAAUGAUCUCACGUGUUUUCAUUGUAAAGAUAGACUGUGACUCUAAAGACAGGUCAUGGUUUUGGCCAAUGGAAGAAGAGUGGUCUGUUAUCUACAGGCCUUGCAGUAUCAUUUUUAUUUUAACACAGAACAUUUCAUUUGGAGCUAAGCCACAUUUCUCCAAUAGCCUAUUAUCUCAGUCAGUACUCUUUGUGCAUAUAUGUUUGUGUAUAUAUAUACACAUAUGUAUGGAUAUACACACCAGUAUAUGCACAAAUAUGGUGUAUAUGCAUACAUAUGUAUAUACACAGACAAAGUGACAGCAGUUAGUUAGGUAUUUCUUUUUUACUUGUUUCUUGAACAAUUUCGUAUUCUGUAUGAUGAUGAGGAAACAAGUUUGCUAUGAAUGGUAUUCUUCUGGACAUUUUUUAACAAACAAAAUCUGUUUAUUUUGCAAUACUUGAUUCAAUACCUGAUUAAUCAAUAAAAACUUCCAUUUGAAAAUGUAGCUUCUGUGGUCUGUGGCAUUUUGCAUGGUCCAUAGGAAUGAAUUGAAAUCUGGGGGAACGAUAAUCCUUGUGUAAAAAUAAAACACAGUACUUUAAUGUAGCAUGCAGUCUUAGAUGAGGGUUUUUCCCUUAUUUUUGAAAGUCUUGUGACUAGGAAUGAGGUAACAUUGUAUAAUGCUGUGUUUAACAAAGGAAGGUUUUUGAGGAAUAGUCUGCUGAAAUGCAAACAAUGAAUGUGGUAGAUAAAGCCUGUGUUGGUAUAAUGAUUGUUUCAAAGGUGUAUUUAAAAUCCAAGCUGGGAUUCAGCAGAGUUAGAGCAAACAAUAGCACAAUCUCUUUAGAAGACAGUAGCAGCUCAGGGUAGUCUUCAGCUUGAGGUAAUGGAAGGGUGGGGGACUUGUUUCUCUGAGGUCAGAUAAGAUUUUCCACGUGUUAGACUUCCAUCUGUUAAUGGACAUCUAAUAGGGAAAAAAUUACACAAACGGGCUGUGUACCAUAAAUUAUUUAGUAGACUGUCUUCAGCCCACUGUGGUUUCCCAUUGCUGGCUCUCAGAGACCAAUAAAGUUGCUGCAUUUUCUGCCAUGAAUUUAUUCUUUGUCUGUUUUGAGUGUCCCAUUUUUCAACUGCUCAGCAAAGAGACUCCCACUGAGCAGUGGGUCCCAAGGGUAGGAAGCAUAAAAAUCCCUCAGGUCUGGGUACAGUGUGAAAAGCAGGAAAUCUGCAAAUGCAGGUGAAAAUACAUGCACGUUCUUAAUUAUUAGCAAUAGUAGGUCACUAGACAGCAGUGUGCAUCAUCUGUUUUAAUCCCAUGUCUUAAUUGCAAACACUAUAUUCUCUGCACGUUAGAAAACACAACAGGACACUAUUGACAGCACAAAUUAAAGUGUCAGCUCAUUAACCAGUUUGUUUUGAGAUGGCCAGUAUUUAUAGCAUUAUGAAAGUCUGUGGGAGAUUUCAUUAAAAUAUUAUUUAAUAUCUCACACAGUAUAAGUAUUUCUUUCUUAAUUAUUCUGAUAAAGCAGAUUUCUAGUAGUCACCACAUUCUGCUUUUAAUUGCAAAAGCCCAAUUUUCAGAUAAGCCCAUGCUCCAAAACAAAAUGAAGACUGCUAUUGGCUCUCAUCGGUGUCACCAAAACUGGUGCUAUGCAUUUUAGUUGGAAACACUGUCUUCAUUUCUGGUUUAGGACUGAAGAAGUUCACACCAGUGCACAGCAGUACCUCAGUAACUGUUCAGGGUACACCUGGCCUGAAAGCCUUUGGUGGGGCAGCUUUGAGAAGCUGGUGAUAGACAAAAAUGUGCAUAGGUUGUUUAUAUACUGAUGUGCUGGUAAUUUUGUUGUCAUACAAUCUCUGAUGUCUUUUCACAUACUCAUUCUAGUAGUGGAAGUGUGUAGUGAGAUAUAAAGACAUAAAAUGCAGUAUUUUCCUGUGCUACUGAGUUGGUUGCCCAUAUAGAAAUUAGCACAGUGUUUUUGUCUUCUGAACAUUAAAGGAAAGUCCUGCUCACUCCUAGGUGCUGAUGUGUGUUUUUGAUUAUGCUGAGCUAUUUGUAUUUAUUGUGCUUCCUGAAAUGAAAGAAACUCUCUUUACAUUCUAAACUUUGCUUUAGUACUUGAUUUUCAUAUAAAAAAAAUAGGACACUAAAGGGCAAUGAUGUUAACAAUGUUUCAGUAUGGAUGAGACUCUUGGUUUGGAGUGUGAGCCUUAAGGAAUCUGUCUACAUAAAUCAAAUCUCUGUGCCAGAACAGACUGAUUUGUCACUUGUGUGGGAGUUGAACAGUGCAGGUGCAAGUGUUUUCUUCUGAGGUAGGCUUUUGCAUUAACUCCACUCUUUGAGUGGAAUAUUCUGCUUCUUUAAUUUUUUUAAUUGGUUUUCUGAUUCAAGUGCAGACCACGUUAAUAAGACUAAAUAAUAUAAUCUUUCAUCAUGUUACUUAUUUUAACAAGCACUGCCAUGUCACGUGCCUCUGGCAGGUUGCUGAACACUUCAUCUGCAACCAUAACCUUUGCAACAUCACCUCCUGAUACCAGAUGAAGGUGAAAGACACAUAUAUUUCACGAAGGAUGAUACAGGAAAGAUAAGGGCUUGUAAACCAUCAGCAUUGAGGCAGUUCUGGUCAAGAAGCAUGUCAAUGUAUUAGGAAGUCAUGAAGUCUUUUACUACAGUGUGAUAACAAUGUCAUUAUUACUACUCCCUGAAAGAGGAAUGAAGUAAGCAAAAAAGGAGCAGUGCUGAGAGAGAUCACCCAGAGUGAUAGGGCAGCUGGGAACCUGCCACCACUACUUGCCUUGGCACCAUGCUGCAGCUCCACAAAGCAAGCCUGCACCUAUUCAUCCUUCUGCUCCAGCUCAGCCUCAAUCCACAUUCCCAAAUGACAGGAAAAAAAAAUAUAUUACAAUUAUGUUUGAAGUCCUAACCUGAAUAAAAGCAGCAGGGCAGGGAUGACAGCCCCGGGCCUUGAUCCACCUUUAUUCGCUCAGAUUUUUACAUCUGCUAACUUCAAAGGAGAUAGUCCUGAUUUACACAGAGGUAGGUACAAGCCCAUGAAUCUUCAGUUUCCAACAGGUCAAACCCAAGUGAAGCAGAAGUCCCUGUGAGAACAGCUCAACAUUCCCAUUAAAUCAUGUCUUUGGAGAAAGCACAUUAGCUGCUAGCAAAACUGCAGUUACUCAUGAGCUGUUUCCCAAGGCCAACACAGGUGUGUUUUAAAAUGUCUGGUUCUUUUAAAAUGUAUGGCUCAAUAACAUUCUUCUUGUGUGAAUUGUUCAGGCAAUGCUUUGCUGUUUCCUCCUAACAGGGUGAGAACAAUUCUCUUAGCAAGUGCUAUGUUACUUUUAUAAAAAUCAUGAGAGUAGCAAAUACAUAAGUUAUGAUAUAAUGUUCCAACAUAAGACUAUUGUUCUUAGACUUCCAUUUAAAAAUGUAUAAUAACUAAAGAAGUUUAGAAGUCUGCUUCCUUUAACUGUUUGCCCUAAUUUAUAUAUAGUUAUUUGAAUGCAUGGAAAUUUUCCUCUCGAGAAAUAUCACUUCAUUUCAUGUUAAUACACACAGACAUACUGUAAUUAGGAGUAUUCCUGAAAAUUCAUGAAUUCAGAGAAUAGUUUAGCCUUUAAAAGGCAGCAAAUGGAGGCUUUGUGUUUAGAAUAACAUUGAACAGGAAAAAAAAAAAGCUAUAGCUGUUUAGAUCACUGAAACAUUUGACAGAUGACAGAUACCUGCUACAUAAACCAUGGGAAAGUUUUCAAUAGCAAUUUUUUAUUUCAUCCUCAUUUUUAUUUUACUUGGGAAACAGAUGAUUCCAUUUGAAAAUGUUUCUCUGUUAUCCUCCUAUUUCUUUAGUUUCCUUUUCUCUUUUCAAUCUCAUUUUUAGAUUUUAAAUGCUAGAAUAGCAACAAGCUAGUGGGCUUUGUUUUUUAUUUCCUUGAAAAUUGCCUUUUUCAUGAGGUGCACAGGAAAUUAAAUGAGAAGUCAAAAACAAUAUGCAAGCUUAAAAGUUGAGGAUAUAUUUGAAAUAGAAAUUAAAGAAGGAAUGCAGAUAAAUCUGUCACUCUUCUACAAUUACUCAAUUAUUUGCUUUCAUUAUUCUGGGCUUAAUAGCAUUGUUCUCUAAUUAAAACAGUGUUAUCAGAUCUGAUUAAGGAGCACAAUCAGAGAAUUAGCAGGUUAUUUUAGGAUAACCAUGGAACAAGUUCCCUUUAAUAACAAUAUAUAUAUUCAACCUCAUUAAUGUCACCUUGGAGUUUUUAGGGUUCGGUUUGGUUUUGUUUUUUUUAAAGUAGUUUGUUUUUUUUAAAGUAGUUCUCAACCUAGAAGUUUGUGUCUCUUUUGAGAAGCGUGAAGCAUAAUUCCUUAUGGAAUUGGGAUAAAGUCCUCCCUGUGGCUGGUGUGAAGGUUUUCUUGCACAGUGAGAACAUCUCCCACCAGCAGGGGGUAAUUUGAUCUAUAUUUCUGUCAUCUUGUUUAUGCAAGUAGUAGUGAUGGUCAAGCUGAGGAUGAAAUAAGCUCAUCCAUAUUUGUACAUGUAGGAAGAGGUGGAAAAACUUGGCUGAAUCACAACUAGUGAUUACAAACAGUGGUAGUCCCAACCCAGAAUUAGAAAUUAGUGAAUACAAUCAGUAACAUAUCCUUUUAAUUUCUUCCAGUGACUGUGACCUCUCUCUCAGUUUGUCCAUCAGUUUACAUCCACAUGGUCCUUGAACACUUGGUAAAGUUGGAGUUGAAAAUGUCUGCAGUUUUUUUAACCACCAAGUUUUUGUCAAACUACUUUUAAAAUAAACAUUACUGAUAUGAUGUCAGCCGCUUACGACAGAGCGUAGAGGUAAGGAACAAUGUAAGACCUAGAACAGGUGUAAAUUGAGUUCAGAACAGAUAAUUACUGUUUCUCUUCCAACAGUUGAGUCAUAGAAUUCUACAUUGCAUAUAUUUAGCAGAUGCUAUUAUCAAGAACAUGCCCUGAGUUAUGCUGUAAAUUCUAACAAAUGCAUGAACAGUUGAAGAAAUUGGAAUAAAUAUUUGAAUUACAUACACUAACUGGAGGAGAAAAAAGUUAUUUAUUCACUGAUAAUAAUUCAAACUAUUGUAGCCAAACCAUCCUUUCUUAUUAGAAUCCUAAUGUUGUUUCCUGCUGAUAAAACAGGAGUGCUUUGUCUUUCUGUUCUUAUGAAAUCAGUGCUCCAUAUUAGCAUUGCUUGGAUUACUUGGAAAUCACUCAGGAUGAAGAAAUUUCAUAGGAUCAAGUACAGAGUUCUCACCAGUCUUGAAGUCUGCAUAAACCAUUAGCCAGUUUCAAGGCUGAACUACCAUCAAGUUAUGAAUGCUUUCACGUGUAUUUAAGUGUGCCAGAAGAAACAUGUAGCAUUAAAAAAAAAAAAAAAAAGUGGUCAAUUUUAUGUCCAUGUGGGAAUAGACGUCAUUCUAUCCAGCUACAAAGCUGCUAUUUGGUAUAUGGACAGGAAAAUAUUUUUAUGGAUAUUUUAUAAAGCUGUGCUUGUGCUGGUUCUCAUGCACACAGAAAUGCUGUAGCCCUAAGUCCUGAUAACCUUUUAUCCAUCUGUGGAAUUCAGAAGCUCUGCAAAUCAUGCUGAGGGACUGGUUGGUGUGUGUGGGUACAACCUGCCCUAAAAGGGCUCCCACUAGCCCAGUGUCUCCUGCUUCCCCAAAAGUAGAAGGAAAGGCAAACCAGCUCCCAAAGGUCUCCAUUUCUAAUCCUUUCCUGACAUCUCUCAUGGCAGGAACAUUAAAGGCACAGGAUGGCCCUUGACUCCACAUCUUGUGUGGCAAGACAGUUAUGCCAUGAAGCUUUAAGCAGGCUCCUCUGCGGGAGGAACCUGACUCCACUAGCAAGGUUUGUUUUAAUAGAUUUCACAGUCAGAUCUCCUCCGGCAUUUCGUGAAUUCAACACUAAACUCUAAGAUUGUACCAAAGCUAGAAUAGCUAGAUACCAGUUGACAUGACUUCAUCAUUCAUUCCUCACAGCAGUAAGCAUUUGUUGCUAUGAUAGACCAACUACUUCAACGUGCUUGUAGCAAGUGUAGCAAGCGUGGGUAGAACCCCUCUCAAAUCUUCGUUCGCGAAACCUAGCCAUGAUGAUGAGACCAAGUACAAGUAUUAAAUGCAUAGUGCCUUUUCCAAAUGGAGGUUUUUUAUGGGAUCAAGAGCUUCUCAGCAAAAUUGUCCUCUAACAGAAAAGUAGCCAAAUAAAUGUAUAAGAGAUAGCUGAAAAGUGAUGGCUUUUUAAUAUAUAAGUCAGAUGAUGAGGUCGAAAGUACUUAUUUUACUUCGAUAUUUAUUUGCAUCUUCUGCAAAAGAAUUAGGACUGGUUCUCUGAAGGCUAACUGAAAGUCCUUUUGAUAUUCAUGGCAGAUUCUUUUGAAUGGUUACCAUCCAGAAAAUCUUAAUGGGGAGUGAGGGAAAAAUAUUCUGUAGAUGGAUGUAAAUAUCCCCUUUUCCAGGGUUUUAACUUAAACUCACCUCUCUACACUGUAUAAGUUACUUUCAGAGGUUUCUUUUCAUCUAUUUCUAAGCAUUGUGAGUAUUUAUCUAAUAAUGCUGUGGUGAAGUAUGAUUCAUCCUUCAGAAAAAAACCUUCACAUGCAAAGUAUUGUUAACUGUUUGUUCUUCAUAAAAAGGAAGGAAAUUACUCAGGCUGGAGAAAUGUUAUAGUGAAGGUUGUUGAUGCUCUUCAAGCUGAUGGAAAAAGAAUUUCUCAAAUAAAAAGUGAGAGUUUCUACAGGAAGCACUUUCUGAUGGGAAAGGGAUUAGCAAUCCAGGAAGGUCCACUAAGGAAAAUGGACAGAUAAUCACUCAGACUAGGCAAAUAUUUUGUAAAAGGCUUGGCCAAGAG